Capronia coronata CBS 617.96 is the source of this 5253-nucleotide messenger RNA. RefSeq lists its product as uncharacterized. Gene Ontology annotation, cellular component: chromatin; histone deacetylase complex. Bases 1 to 5253 code for a protein of 1750 amino acids. Gene Ontology annotation, molecular function: transcription corepressor activity; metal ion binding. Lineage: Eukaryota; Fungi; Ascomycota; Eurotiomycetes; Chaetothyriales; Herpotrichiellaceae. The record is from RefSeq and is a predicted model, not a curated record. The transcript has a single exon. Gene Ontology annotation, biological process: negative regulation of transcription by RNA polymerase II.
AUGGCUGCAGCAAAUUCAGUAUUCUCCAAUGCCACCGAUGCCUUUGGCUUCUCUCCGCCCUUGAUCACUGACCGUGUGUCGAACCCUGAUGGCCAAUCUAUUCCAGCCCAGACCCGCAAGCCGUCCUCCAGCGCUUCUGGUGGGGUGAGCGCGGCCUCUUCGCCACAGCCAAAUCCUUCUGCCGGAUCCAGCGAACCCAAGUGGGCGAUGCAGCCACCCACCGCACCCCGAUCGAUGAGACGCAAAAUCACGCCUCCACCGUUUCGCAGAGGGGACUCCUACAGACCUUCCCAACGCCCAGAACGGCCUCCACAGCCAGACUACUAUCGACACGUUGAACGUCGCUACAGUAAUGAGGUGGGCGGUGGAAAGCUUUCCACCAGAUCAGAUCAUCGCAGCUCGCGGCUGUACCCUUACACCAACGACUCUGACGAUGGCGAGAGAUUGGACCCAACAGCGGGACGAAGUCAUGAUUACGACGAGCAAUCAACGUCUUCGUUGCCACAGAGCUUGUCUAGAGCGCAAGGUGGUAGGAGGACGGAGGAGACAAGGGCACAGAUGGAUACCAUGAAACCCUUGACAAUUACAGGGACCGCGUCGAAGAAUGCCUCCAACACUGUCGCUCGACAUACUACUGAGGGCAGCUUGGCUUCCCGAACGCGGCAAUCGCUCUCUCCACUCCGAAGCACUGGAGGAGAGGGAGGAGGUAUUAAAAGGACCACCAUGGAGCAUAAUAGAGACCAGGUAAUGGGGGAGCCUGGCGAGAGUUAUAGAAAUGGUGAUGACGAUGAACGUGAACGUGAAGUGCCGGUGCUUCAAGUUCAAGUUGGAGGAAGCCGCAGACCGGGCUUGGCAUUCAAUGCGUCUGAAGGCAACUUCUUCAGGCCGAGCACUGUCGCCUCGUCUCGUCAGGCGGCAGUGUCGUCGGCAUCAGAUAUUGUUGUAUCAUCCGCCCAUACUCAUUACCUUGCAUUCAGCCGUGGCGAUGCUGAGCUUGAAGUGGGCAGCGGCGAAUUGGCUGAGAAAACAUGUCUGACCGUUUCCGUGCAGCCACAGGCUUUUCCCAAGCAACUGGGGGAAAUGAGCGGGCUCCGGACUACCAGAAUUGCGAACGAGGAGACGGCGUCCACAUCCUCAACGGUGACUUCCAGAAGCAAACUCGUGUGUAAAGCAUGUGGGAUGCCUGGAAGCCAGGUCACUCCGCUGGUGCCUUGCAGCAGAUGCCGGAAAGGCUACCAUGAUCGCUGCGGGAUUCCAAAGCCCCAGAGCAGGUGCGUAUCGUCCCCUACAUUUGAGAGCGCAAUGCUGAGUGGCUACAGUGCCACCCCCGAGGAUUUCGUUUGUGGUCGUUGCCUGCGGAAAUACUCACGCGAGACCAUUGGAAGAAGUGAGCUUGGAAACGACAGCACCGGUCGCAAUUCCCCUGCUACCGCGCACCCACCCAUGCGAUCCGUUUCCUCUUCGAACCCUCUGCAUCUCGCACGAGUUCCAGCGUCGCCCAUCCUGCGCGGUGUAGGAACAUCAGUCGCUUAUGAGGAGGCUAAUGGCGAGGAGACGAUCGACAAGCCCAGACGACGCCCCGCACCGUCCAUGUCACAGCCGAUCCCGACGGGUGACGAUGGAAAGACUAUUCUGGCCUCCACCACGGCCAUGCAGGGAACUUUGUACAAGAAUAUCACAUGCCCGCACUGGAAAUACCACGGCUGCCGCCUUUUGGAGGCCCACUGCCUUUUUGCCCAUAAACACACUGGACAGGAUGCCCCCCAUGGAAGCUCAGCAGCCAAAGCAUUCACUUGCCCAAAAUGGCGAAGAAACGGCCAGUGCCUCAACGAGCCGUCCACAUGCAUCUUUUCCCACAAAGACACUGGGCUCUACAUCGGCCCUGAUAAAUAUCCGUCGCGAAAGCAUCUCACAUGCUAUUACUGGAACCUCAACCGCAAAUGCAAUAAGGCUGAGGAAGAUUGCCCUUUUGCCCAUGAAAAUACUGGUAUACUCGCUUGGCAGCCAAUCAAUCUCCCAAUUGAGAAGCAGGGCACGAACUCGUUGAGGAGCUAUUUGUGUCCUCGGUGGGAGGCCGAUCAUGAUUGCAGGUUUCUUCAUUCUGGGUGCCCUUACAGCCACCCUGCACUCCAGAAGCCACGUAUUGCCAUCGAUGAACCAUCCCAAGCGCAGGCUGGACGCGAUACGCGACUAAGCGCGCCUGGCCUUACCCCCGUUCUCCCAAAAUCUAUGCCGGAAUCAUUCGCAACCCCAUCCUGGGCCAAGAAUGCACGAAGAAUGCCUGUCUCUUUUAUUGAAUCGGACAAUCUAAGCGUAUUGAACCUAGCAGCUGGGACCCAGAGUGCCCCCGGCGGCGGGAAGCGACCUGACAUGGUUUCGGUGCAAUCUGAUCCUGGAUUGGCGAGUUCCUCAGCGAUCAACAAACAAUUCUUGUCUGAAGAGAAGACUGCGCAGACCUCUUUAGAGGUUGUCGCAUCAGCAGGUUCAUCCGGUAAGACUGCCAAACACAUGGCAAAGCCGCAUGCUGCAACACUCGACCCGCGCAAACCCAGAGGUAAGGUAGCAGAGGACAGGCCGUCCGCAAUUCACAAGAAUGACCCCACAGGAGUUGAUUCCAGCCAUGACAGCCAGAGCACAGCUCAGCUCUCUAUGAUGCCAACCAAUCGACAGGUUGCCGAGCUCCUCAAUCUAAAGCAUGCAAACAUGGUUCAGUAUGGCUCUCAUCCUGCGCCCCUGAACUUUGGGGAUGGCCGCCCACCAAAUCUAGAUGCGGCACAGAGCUUUUUGGAGAAAGUCAGAGCUCACAGCACUGAUGAGCCGGGUUUCUUUGACAAGUUUGUCGAAGUCUUGAACGAUUUUGAAAGCCCCUCCAUCGAUUUCUCCAAGAUUGUGCAAAAGGUAGCAGAUCUCCUCAGAGAUCGCAGGCUACUCAUCCAGGAGUUCAACACUUUUCUUCCCUCAGGAAUCUGUGUUGAAAGUGGUGCUGUAGAUGAUGCAGAUUCCGUGGCGCCACUGGCCUCAAACGCAUCAAUCGUUCAAUUUCCACCACCCCGGCCAACGACUACCGGUUCUUUGGAGAAAGACGACACUGAUUCCGGCACUCUUCCAGUAGGGAGGAAGCCGUGUGAAGGCUGCCAUAAAUUGAUAUUUGGACAUGCCCGUCGCUGUGUCAAAUGUUCGGUAAACCUUGGACCGUACGGCAAGGAAGCAAAUGCUCCCGAUGAAGCUGCCAAUGAUUUGACUACGGUUCCUUCAAUCGUGCGCAGAUUUCCCGAGAACGAUCUUGCUCCGGAUCUUAUCGAGACCAAUUCACCGGCCCAAGAUCCCCGCCAACCUACCUCAACACCAUCUCUCCAACAGUAUCUGAUCCCCAACACGCUCAAAAGAACCCAUCCGGAGGAUGUACUUUUCGUCCCUAGGAAGAAAAUCAAGCCUGCGUCGCUGUCCAUCAACCGGGCCAAAGAGUCUCUACGGCGACUGUCUGCAAGCAAUAACGCCAAAUCUGACGCAGCCGCCAACGCUAUAGACAACAAUCCAAAUGGAAGAAGCUCACUGGAGCAGCUAACGAGGACGGCAAUGCUUGAAAAUGUAACAGUGAGAAGAGACAACAGCAUCAGAACUACAACUUCAGCAGCGCCUGUGCCAGCGAAUGAACACAAUGAUCAAGACAUUGCACCCAGAGAAGUUUUGCCUUACUCUGAUAGCAGUCGCUUGGGCAGGAUUCCGUUAAGCUUGCCUUCUUCCAAACUUCGCACGCGCAUGCAUAAUGCUGUGGGAGCGAUGGUGUCAAAUACUCUGCAAUUGACAGAAACAAUCCCCUUAGGCAAAGGGACGGCGAAGACACCGACUCCAGAAAAACCUGGUGUGCUGGCUAAUUGCCCAACCACACCCGAUGCUGAGCAAAUCGGUGGGCGUCUGCGUCAAGUGAGCAUCCAGUUGAGUGACACUCAGCAGAAACCAAGUAGGAAGCAAGUGGCAGAUUACUCCCAUGCAUCAGGUCUUGCACGAACAGGGCCCUUGGCCGAAGCCGACGAUCUCAUCUCAGCUGAUCCGAGGCUCAAGCAUACUUUCUCAAGCAAUCUUCAGCGUACACUUGGCUCUCCGGGCCCCCCUCAAUACGGUCAAUCCCGGCAAGGUUUUCAGCAACGGUGCCAUACAGGAGAGCUGUGCGCCGAAAGCAGCGAUAUCGUCGACAGCGCCGACCAAAAGCAGCUGGCAAGCCCUGCCAGUGCUUGCAAAGGUACUUCGAAAAUUCCACCGGGCGUUCUUGGGAAGAGUUCAUCUGGAAGUCGGGUUAGUGUCCGGCCACACCAAAUUACCACCGGUGUCGCGGCAGAGGAGGACGACGAUAGAGACGACGUGCCUCUGAUGCAAACUCGGCCGCCGCCCCGAAUGAUACUAUUGAGGCCAUCGUCAGUGACAAUGUCCGACAUAGAAGACGAGGAUGACGUCCCACUGGACAGACUUAGGGCCCUCGGUCAGAAUCGGGACAUCGAUUCCCCCGAUAUUUCGUCCUUGUUUACGGAGAUCCGGAAGAACAGUGUUCUUUCAUCAACAACGCAGCCGAGUACGAUAGACAGAGCCGAGUCGAGGUUGUUCGAGGGCCACGACUCCUCCACGGCAACAGAGGUCGAUCAACCUGUAUGGGCAAAGGACGACGAACAAGCGGCUGUUGCUCGAUUGAAGGAACGGGGGGUCAUAUUCGAGUCGGACUCGGAGUCGGAAGAAGACGACAGCAACGACCUGGUAUGUCAUCCAGUUCGAACACCAACCGAAUUGCCUUGGGGGCCGCAGCAAGGAUCUUUCAAUCCAAUCAACAUCCAUGCCGGCGAGGAGAGCCAUUAUCCUUAUCAAGAAUACCUGCCGCCACUGAAUCUUAAUAGGCCUUCGAGAAAGCAACUUGUCGGAAACUUGCUGAAGUAUCAAUGUCGAGACCAAAAGAGGAAAUAUGGUAACCCUCACCAAGAAGUGGAUCGACGCCUUGAAGAGGUAGAAGUGAAGACUUACAUUCAGCGGGAAACACGGCUGGACACGCCUGACCCCUUUGCAGUGGGAAGGCUCGAGAAGACCACAGUCAAUAUGUCCAUCAGAGAGUUCAUCGGCGUGCCUGAGGAGCCUGUGAUCGCUUUCGGCAAGAACAAAGAUGAACUGGUCUUCAUAGAGGGCAAAAUUGAUCGAGGCGGCCGUACACUGGGAACUCCGAGAGCAAGGAGGAUCAAGGACGACGAGAAAUUUCCUUUUGCGUACAAAUGA